Doryrhamphus excisus (bluestripe pipefish) is the source of this 3241-nucleotide messenger RNA. Its product is annotated as transcription factor Maf-like. The record is from RefSeq and is a predicted model, not a curated record. Gene Ontology annotation, cellular component: nucleus. NCBI's taxonomy places the organism in Eukaryota, Metazoa, Chordata, Actinopteri, Syngnathiformes, Syngnathidae. Gene Ontology annotation, molecular function: DNA-binding transcription factor activity, RNA polymerase II-specific; RNA polymerase II cis-regulatory region sequence-specific DNA binding. Gene Ontology annotation, biological process: regulation of transcription by RNA polymerase II.
ACCAGGCAACUAUUUGCCCGGGACACAUACGUGAGCCUCCUCAAAUUGGCGCACUAAUCCUAAAAGGAGCCAUGAAGUGUUAAAUGGCAGAAAGCGGGAGAGCGGCGCUCAGACUCAAGCACGCCGGGAGAGAGGCAGGGAACACCGCUGCUCCACUGCGUCACACUGAAGGGGAAAAAUAAAAAAAGAAAAACUUAUCGACUUCUCCUCCCGAAGCGAACCUGCGCUGCGCAAUUAGUGCGAGGAGCCCACUACUUUUUUUAUUUCCUCCGCUUGUGAAGCAAAAAUAAAUAAAGAAAUCAAGCUGGCUCAGUGCGUGUCUCAACAGCCCACUUUGACAGGUGCUCCUCACCCCCUUUGGAGGACUGUCAACAGCAAGAGGAUGGCAUCAGAGCUGGCAAUGAGCAACUCCGACCUGCCCACCAGUCCCCUGGCCAUGGAAUAUGUUAAUGACUUCGAUCUGAUGAAGUUUGAAGUGAAAAAGGAGCCGCUGGAGCCCGAUCGCAGCAUCAGCCAGUGCAGCCGCCUGGUCGCCGGGGGAUCCCUGUCUUCCACCCCGAUGAGCACGCCCUGCAGCUCGGUUCCCCCCUCUCCAAGCUUCUCGGCGCCCAGUCCGGGAUCAGGAAGCGAGCAGAAGGCGCACUUGGAGGAUUUCUACUGGAUGACCGGCUACCAACAGCAGCUCAACCCCGAGGCUCUGGGCUUCAGCCCGGAGGACGCCGUAGAGGCGCUGAUCAGCAGCAGCCACCCGCUCCAGAGCUUCGACGGCUAUGCCAGGGGGCAACAGUUCGCAGGGGGGGCGGCACCGGCGGGCGCCAUGGCCGGGGAGGAGAUGGGCUCUGCGGCCGCGGUGGUGUCCGCGGUCAUCGCUGCAGCCGCGGCUCAAACCGGAGCUCCCCACCAUCACCACCACCACCACCACCACGCAGGGGCACAUCACCCGUCUUCCGGGUCCCAGUCAGGCGGCGGAGGCGGCGGCGGCGGAGGAGGCGGCGCGGGGGGUAACCACCAUCACCACCACCACCCGCACAUGCGCCUGGAUGAGCGCUUCUCUGACGAGCAGCUGGUGACCAUGUCGGUGCGGGAGCUCAACCGGCAGCUCCGCGGGGUCAGCAAGGAAGAAGUGAUCCGUCUCAAGCAGAAGAGGAGGACGCUAAAGAACCGCGGCUAUGCCCAGUCGUGCCGCUACAAGCGGGUCCAGCAGAGGCACGUCCUGGAGGGCGAGAAGACGCAGCUCAUCCAGCAGGUGGACCACCUCAAGCAGGAGAUCUCCCGGCUGGCCAGGGAGAGGGACGCCUACAAGGAGAAGUACGAGAAGCUCAUCACCACCGGCUUCAGAGAAAACGGGGGCUCCGGCAGCGACAACAACCCUUCGUCUCCGGAGUUUUUCAUGACGUCAAGAAAAUUCCUGCAUCUGUGAUAGCAAGCUUGGUCUUCUAUGUCCCUUCAUCCUCAGACAGAGUUGGCACCCACUUUGCAUUACAGCCAGGAGGACAGGAGGCUGGAGUCCAGGGGCUUUAUGCAGGCGGCUGGCCGUGCAUGCAGACAGACAGGCAGGGUAACCAGAAGCAGGUGUUGACCUGUGCCGCUGGAAGAUCGAAGGCUUUAUUUAAAGGCCUGGUCAAUGCUGGUGUGCUGCUGAGGUAGUGUAUCAGCCUUGCAACUGGCCGACUCAUCAGCAGCACUGUAAUACAACUCUGACUCUAACCCCCAAUACGCACACACACAAACACACACACACAGCGGACACAUCAGGUUUUACAGUGCAGCCGAGAGGCUGGACAGAGGAAUCGACAAGAUCAGCAUCAGCUAAGUUUACUGUGCUGCAGGAAAGGAUACUUUCCCAACAGAUAAAUAUACUAAUAAUGCCGUCAUUUUAGAAUAGGUUUUAUAUUGUAUAUUAUACUGGCAUUAACAUCUGUGGUUGUAUAGGAGACCUCCUGAUGGACUGUUUUUAUUCAUGUAAUGUGCUUAUACCAUUGUUUUGAAAACCCAUAGUACAUGUUUUCCGCUGUUGCACUGUUGAUAAAUGUGCAUUUGCACAGUUAAGUUAUGCUUUUAAGGCACUGGCUAUACAUUCCUGGAGAUGAUUUAUGUCUUGUAUAUUCACCUGAUGCACUAUGGCCUUCAAAGUGCUGUUGUCGUCAGAUACCCAGAGGUAUCGGAAACAUAAAAAAAGAGACUAAAAUAUACAUGAUACAGUUUCCUAUGUAUGGAAAUGUCUGACCCACUCUGUAGUUCCUUUUCUAUGUACACAAUACAUUUUUCUCAAAUAUUGUUUAGCAAUUUGUCAAAUGUGUGUAAGCAAUCCCUUUUUUUUGCUGAGAUAAUCCAUCCAACUCACAGGUAUGGCAUAUGAAGAUGUUAAUAAUACAGCAUGGUUAUGAGACAGGUGUGGUUGGCCACUCCAAACUCUGCAGUUUAUCCCACAGCACAAUGCCACAGAUGUUGCAAGUAUUGCUGGUGCAUGCGAUAGGCAUGCUGACUGCAGGAAUGUCCACUACAGAUGUCCACCCUGUGAAUUGAAUGUUCAUUUCACGACCAUAAGCUAUCUCCAAAGGCUUCUCAGAGAAUCGGUCAGUUCCACAGACCACAUGUAACCUAACCAGCCCAGGACGUGAAUUCACAUCUAGCAUCUCCAAGAUUAUCUAAGCGAGCCAGCUAGAAAGCUGCUGCAACAGUUGGUUUGCAUGAACAAAUAUUUUCUGCAAACUGUCUUUCAGGGAAUCUCAUCUGCAUGUUGUUCAGCUCUUGCAUGGCAAGUAUACUCACACUUGUGAGGUGGAUGGAUUAUAUCAGCAAAGAACAAGAAUGCAAUAAUUAGACAGCUUUGAGAGCAAUAUUUGCUAAAAACAGGCCUUUUGUGGAUAUAAAAACGUUUCCUCUCUUAAAAGACGGGAGCAAAAUCUACACUGUUGUGUUUGUAGUUUGUUAAGUGUUGGUGGCCGUACUCAGCUGUUGGUGUGAAACCCAUAAUUGUCAUACUGUUGUUUACAAUCCACUCAUUGUUUUCUCCUUGCCGCUAUUCCAACAUUGGUUCUGCUGCUAUUGUGUUGUGCAAUACUUCAUAAAUGAGCAUGUGGCCAAAGAGAGCUAUGAUUUUCUAAUCAUUAUUAUUAUAAUUAUUAAUCAUUAUUUUGCCAUAUUCCAAUUAAUACCCUGUCCUCUUUGUGGUUUAGGUAAAUAAAUACCACUGCUAUAAUUAGAGCGUUUACAGUAUUCAUGUUUUCCGUAUUGCAUG